GAGAAAGCCCUCCGUGACGCAGGAGGAGACGCGCUGAGAGGGACCGAGCCUCUGACCCCAUUCCGUCGGACUCAGGGAAGCCACGACCCGCAAUCUGAGCUUUUCCAGAGGUGAUGUUUGAGGAAGAGGCGAUGCACGAGGACUCCAGCUCUCCAGAGUCUCCGGUGGACAGUCUGGGAAACAGCGAGGAGGAGCUCGACAGGCGACAACCGAAGCGCGUCAGCAGGAAAAAACGCGCCAGCCGCAAAAACGCCGAGGAUUCCGACAGUCCCACGCCCGGGAAGAGGAGCAAGAAGUGCAGCAACAGCAGCAGCAGCCCGCAGUCUCUGGAGGACCUGCAGACGCAGCGCGUCAUGGCGAACGUGCGCGAGCGUCAGAGGACUCAGUCUCUGAACGAGGCGUUCGCCUCCCUGCGCAAAAUCAUCCCCACCUUACCCUCGGACAAACUCAGCAAAAUACAGACGCUCAAACUCGCGGCCCGGUACAUUGACUUCCUCUGUCAGGUCCUGCAGAGCGAUGAGCUGGACUCCAAGAUGUCCAGCUGCAGUUAUGUGGCGCACGAGAGACUCAGCUACGCGUUUUCUGUGUGGAGAAUGGAGGGCGCGUGGUCCAUGUCAACAUCCCACUAACGCACGGAUGCACGCGUUUGAUGCAGCAUGAUUCUCGGCCUGAGGAGCUGAACUCACUGGAAGGAGCGGCUCAAAACAAGGGCGAAAAUAAGGAUUAUAAAGGGAAAAUUCUGGAGCGUCAUGACGUCGUUGCAAGCACUUACAGUUGUGAACUACGACAUGGGAGCAGGAAUUACAGUCAGAUCUGUGCUGUUGUGACGGUGAAUGUGGAAAACAUGUGCUUCCGUCCACAAAACAGAGACUCGCUGCAGGAAAAGACGCUCCUGCGCUUCUGACAGCAACAACCAGCAUGGCGUCAUAUUUUUUUCUCUGAAGGAAAACACACACACUCAACGAAUGAAGGAAAUCGGCUCAUAUCAGUGUUAACAUUUUCUUUGAUCGGUCUAAGAAAAUACUUUUAUUUAUUUAUUGAUGAUUGUCACAAUGCAGAAUAGAUCUGGUGUCUACAUGCAUUUUCUAUUUUAAAUAUGAUGUAAAUAUCUGUAUAUUUUCUGCAAUAAAAACAUGAUUUGAAAU
Danio rerio (zebrafish) is the source of this 1145-nucleotide messenger RNA. RefSeq names its product twist family bHLH transcription factor 1a (gene twist1a). Gene Ontology annotation, cellular component: nucleus. Gene Ontology annotation, molecular function: protein dimerization activity. The record is from RefSeq and is marked provisional. Lineage: Eukaryota; Metazoa; Chordata; Actinopteri; Cypriniformes; Danionidae.